ACCGCUUGUUAGGAUUCCCCUCUCCACAAACUUUAACCUAAAUAUUGAAUGCUGAGGACCUGCUGCUUUCCACCAUAAUGUUGGGUACAGUGAAAAUGGAAGGACACGAAACGUCAGACUGGAGCAGUUACUACAGUGACGCUCAAGAGGUAUAUUCGUCCGUGCCAAACAGCGGCAUGAAUGCAGGACUUGGCUCCAUGAACAGUAUGAACAGUUAUAUGGGUAUGUCCACCAGCGGAAAUAUGACCUCUGGUUCCUUUAAUAUGUCCUAUGCGAAUCCAGGUUUGGGUGCCGGACUUAGCCCAGGAACAAUGGCAGGAAUGCCCCCGAGCGCGACUACUGCAAUGAACGGAAUGACAGGCGGGGUGUCAGCAAUGGGCGCCGCUCUUAGCCCUACGAACAUGAACGCCAUGUCUGCUCAGCAGGCUUCCAUGAACACGCUGACACCUUACUCAACCAUGAGUCCGGCAAUGAGCCCUAUGGCAUAUGCACAGCCCAACCUAAACCGAGCACGGGACACCAAGACUUUCAGAAGAAGCUAUCCACAUGCCAAACCACCAUAUUCCUACAUUUCUCUUAUAACAAUGGCGAUCCAGCAAUCGCCUAGCAAGAUGCUCACAUUAAGCGAAAUCUACCAGUGGAUAAUGGACUUGUUUCCAUAUUACCGUCAAAAUCAGCAAAGAUGGCAGAACUCCAUACGACAUUCAUUGUCUUUCAACGAUUGUUUUGUCAAAGUUUCUCGGUCACCAGACAAACCGGGAAAAGGCUCGUACUGGGCCCUGCACCCAGAUUCUGGAAAUAUGUUUGAGAAUGGCUGUUACCUUCGCAGACAGAAGCGCUUUAAGUGUGAGAAAAAGUUAGCCGCGAGCAAAGGAUCAGACGGAAGGAAAGACCAGUCCGGCGGUGCGGGGUCGCCUCCGAACGACAGUGCCAACAGUAAGAACGGUCAUCUGGACUCUAGCUCCAUUUCCAGUUCCAACCAGUCGUCUAGUCCUCAUAACAUGGACCACACGAGCGGUAACACUUCCGAACUGAAGGGAAACGGGCCGCCGGUGCACCCUGCGGCCAGUUCAACCACGGCCUUGUCCUCGAUUUCCUUGCCUCCGCACUCGAUGUCCCACGAGUCACAGUUGCACCUUAAAGGGGAUCCCCAUUACUCUUUCAAUCAUCCCUUUUCCAUCAAUAACCUAAUGUCCUCUUCCGAGCAACAGCACAAAUUGGACUUGAAAGCCUACGAGCAAGCUUUGCAAUACUCCUCCUACGGUUCAGGCAUUUCUUCCAGUUUGCCCCUGGGCAGCGCCUCCAUGACCGGAAGAGCCAGCAUGGACCCAUCGGCAAUAGAAGCGUCUUACUAUCAAGGUGUGUAUUCGAGACCUGUCCUUAACACGUCUUAGUCUCAUUUCAACUUUUACCGUACUGAAGAGAGACCGACAGAAAAUUUUAUUUUAUUUUUGCAUGCACUUGGUGCAUAAAGGACUGUUACUUUAAUGUAUAAGAAUGUGUAUGUAUAAAACAAAAUAUACUGUAAAGUGUCACUUUUGAAUGAUUGUUUACCCCAGUUGGAAAUCAUUGCAGGUGUUUUGCUAGUGUAUUUAAAACAAUUUCGAGCUUGUAAAAUAAUGUUGUAUUCCCCAAACCUGUAGUCGCUACAACGAAUCGUCCGCCGUGUUACAAUGUGCAUGAAUGAAGGUCAAUGAGGUUUUGUGGAAUGUCGAGUGACACAGGUUAUAAAAGAGAAAAAACAGGAAAAAAAUCCAGUAAACCAUUUGUCUGUUGCAGAUGUUCUGCUCAUAGAUGUUGUCGUUUUAUUCAUUGCUUUUGAUAGUUUGCUUAGUUUUUGACACCCCCAUCCCAGCCCCAGUUUUGUAUUUAAAAAAGUUCAUCCACCGUGGAAAUGCAUUAUGACAAAUAAAACACGUAUUUCUUUAUGAAGAAAAAGCCCAGUCUUUUUGUGGUAUUUUGAAGUCAAAGAGGAUUAUUUAAAGACAAACGUGUC
This is a messenger RNA of Megalops cyprinoides (Indo-Pacific tarpon), 1996 nucleotides long. It is a transcript of the gene foxa1, whose product is annotated as forkhead box A1. NCBI's taxonomy places the organism in Eukaryota, Metazoa, Chordata, Actinopteri, Elopiformes, Megalopidae. Gene Ontology annotation, molecular function: protein domain specific binding; transcription factor binding; DNA-binding transcription factor activity, RNA polymerase II-specific. Gene Ontology annotation, biological process: anatomical structure morphogenesis; regulation of transcription by RNA polymerase II; cell differentiation. Bases 78 to 1394 code for a protein of 438 amino acids. The transcript has 2 exons. The record is from RefSeq and is a predicted model, not a curated record.